Paralichthys olivaceus (Japanese flounder) is the source of this 2766-nucleotide messenger RNA. RefSeq names its product ELL associated factor 1 (gene eaf1). Gene Ontology annotation, molecular function: transcription elongation factor activity. Gene Ontology annotation, biological process: regulation of DNA-templated transcription; transcription elongation by RNA polymerase II. Gene Ontology annotation, cellular component: super elongation complex. Lineage: Eukaryota; Metazoa; Chordata; Actinopteri; Pleuronectiformes; Paralichthyidae. The record is from RefSeq and is a predicted model, not a curated record.
CGGAAGGGGCGCGGCCGAGUGACGUCAGGGGAUGUUUUGCUAACCGUUAGCAUCGGAAGCUAACCGUGUGUCUCGGUGUCCAGGCGGGCUCAGCUCGGUUUUCCCGGUGAACCGCGGGUGGACGUGUCUUUUCGAAACGCCUGUGUCGACACGGAGACAUGAACGGGAGCACGAACCCGCUGCUGGACAAAGAGGAGCACGUGCUGAAGCUCGGGGAAAGUUUCGAGAAGAGGCCGAAGUCCUCGUUCCACACCAUCAGAUAUGACUUCAAACCAGCAUCGAUCGACACGAGCUGCGAGGGAGAGCUGCAAGUCGGGAAAGGAGACGAAGUGACCAUCACGUUACCUCACAUCCCGGGCUCCACGCCGCCCAUGACGGUUUUCAAAGGAAACAAGCGUCCGUACCAGAAGGACUGCGUGCUCAUCAUCAACCACGACACCGGGGAGUACGUGCUGGAGAAGCUGAGCAGCAGCAUCCAGGUCAAGAAAACCAGGGCAGAGGGCAGCAGUAAGAUCCAGGCCCGGAUCGAGCAGCAGUCUGUCCGGUCCAGUCAGCCCAGCUCUCAGUUCCGGGCCCCCACGAAGCCCGGGGUCGGGGUCAAGACGUCCCCUUCCCCUUCGAAGGACAAUCCGUCCCCUGAGCCUCAGCUCGAUGAUAUCAAAAGAGAGCUGCGAGCCGAGGUGGACGUUAUUGAACAGAUGAGCAGCAGCGGCAGCAGCUCUUCUGACUCGGCGAGCGCGUCGGCGAGCGGCGACGACAGCAGCAGCGACGGCGAGCACGGCGCCCCUCGACCGCUCAGUCAGACCUCGCCCAGCCACGUGCCUGUGGCCAACGGAGGAGCGGAGCGGCCGCAGGGCAACAACCAGCUCAUGAACACGCUCAGAAACGACCUGCAGCUCAGCGAGUCGGGCAGCGACAGCGAUGACGACUGAACGCUGGUCGGUUUCACUCUCUGUCCACACUCCUCCUCCUCCUCCUCCUCCUCCUCCACUGGUUCCUUUGCUGUGGUAGCUGACCUAAGCCGUAUAUAUCUUGUUUUUUAACUUUAUUUUAGUAAAUCCUCAACGCUGGUCAACUUUAAGAGUGUAUUUUUAUUAGAUGUAUAUUUUGUUUUGUAAAGCUCCGUUAGAAAAAGAAACCUUUACUUGAGAGAUGUGGAAGAUUAUAUAUUAGAGUGCACAUACAUAUUUUCUGUACUUGGAGCAGCUAGUUCGAUCUCUUGUGUCUAUCUUUGGGUUUUGUCUUCAUGGUAAAACGAGGAGGAGAUUGAACAUCAUCUCCGACUCUCUCUCAUCCCUUCACAUCGUUCACAGAAACGAUGUGCUGCCUGUGAAGGAAAGAAACAAAUCGAAUCAUCAUCUGCUCGUGUAGUAAAUGUUGAGAUCAGCGUUUCUUUACUUUUUGCUCAUUUUAAAAAUGAAUUUAAAAAUCAAAACCAACCUGAUAUCAGAUGACAUUCAUCAGAGGAAAAAAAAAAAAGAAACAGAGCUGGUGUUUAUUUUGUCUUAUUGUCAAUGAAUCCUGUGAAAAGACCAAAACCGGAGCGUUUCCUCGUGUCUGCACAGAACUCAUCUUAAUCAGAGUCAGUACAACAUUUCAAAAUAGGAUCAAAAACAAAUUUCCUCCAAAGAGCUUUAAUUUCACCUUUCACAAAAACGCCACUCUCCAUUUCUCGUAUUGUUCAUAUAAAACCACUCGCUGCCUUACGGCGUCUCCAACCACAGCGAAUGUGUCAUUUUCUGAAAAAGCCAAAGAGUUGAGCUCGUGCAGACGUCAUCUCGUGCACGGAGCGGGUUGAGCGGUGUAACGGCGUCGUGUCGCUGUGUCGUCGUGUUGUGCUUUGACCAAGUGAAGUCAGUGAUUGUUCCCUUUGUCUGCAGGUGAAUAUCGUUCCGUGUCGUUCGGAUCAGUCAGAAACACGGCUGAAGAGUUUCAUUACAAAAACCACUGACGUCUGAGUUCAACCUUUCACGCUGAAUCAUGAGCUUGUUUUUAAGAACUUGUAAAAAAAGACGCGUUUUAAUAACGAGGAUGUUGUACUUUGUGUAUAUUUGUGUGUUUGUCAGAUAGUUUGCACGAUGACACGAAAACUACUCGACGCAUUUCACAAGUUUAGUCACACGGAGAAGAGAAGACGCGAGGAAGAGGAAACACUCCAGAUUCACAGUGAAACAUCAAACUCAUUUUAAUGUUCAUGUUAAAACUUUCUCGAGUCAAUCAUCGAUCUGUUGAGGUGGUGACGUCAUUCGUUUACUCGGCUGGAAUCGUGAAGCAGAGAAAUUUCCCGCUCAAAUCAUUUGUUCUACUGUUUAAUUUCAACCUCUGAUCUUUAACUUUUAAAACAUUGGCUAUGAAAAAAGAACGUUGUUUCCAUUAAACCCUUUUUUUUUUGAAUAUGUGAACUUUGAAUGCUUCCGUGUGAUUUUGAAAUGAAACUCUUCAGAACAAACAUUUUAAGAUUCUCUGUCGUCUCUCAGGACGUGUUUUUAAAGCUUCGCCGUGUUUCUCAAAAACGUACAUGAGGACAGAACACGAUGAUUGUACGAACAGUACGAACCGUUGAGUCAGAUUUCCAGCUUCUCUGGUUUCUGGUGACCGUCGAUGUAUUUCUUCUUUUAUGUUGAUGUUUAGUUUUUUUCCUUCAUCACAGAUCUGUUGUCUGACGGACUCUGGUGUAUUUGGUGCUUUAGUUCUCGUGAUACGUUUAUAGGAAAUCUGUUUGUACAAAUUUGAAGUGUAUUAAAAUGCACAUGUAUUAAAAAAUAA